Messenger RNA from Penicillium atrosanguineum, 1371 nucleotides. RefSeq lists its product as uncharacterized. Lineage: Eukaryota; Fungi; Ascomycota; Eurotiomycetes; Eurotiales; Aspergillaceae. The coding region runs from base 1 to 1371 and encodes 456 amino acids. The record is from RefSeq and is a predicted model, not a curated record. Gene Ontology annotation, molecular function: monooxygenase activity; FAD binding. The transcript is spliced from 6 exons.
AUGGCAGAUGAAGAUACUCUUCGCGUGAUUAUUGCUGGUGCUGGUAUUGCGGGGCUUGCAGCAGCCAUCUCCCUCGAGCGAGUGUCAACGAUUCCGCAUCUUGAUAUACAACUAUACGACCAAGCUCCUGAGCUUCUUGAAAUUGGUGCCAGCAUUGCGCUCAGCCCCAAUGGUAUGCGUGCUUUGGAGAAACUCGGCGUACACGAAGCUCUCACAGAUGAGGUAGGCUACAGAGGACCAAGUGGAAUUCCACAAAUCUUUCGCCACUGGAAAACCGACCAAAUCGUUUCUUUUGAUACCCACGCCAACGUUCCAGAUCCUUGUCACCACACAACUCGUUUCCACCGUGGCCAUUUGCAUAGUGCUCUUCUGAAGCACGUCAAUUCCCGGUCUAUUCAUUUGAACAAAAAGGUCGCGCGUGCAGAAGUGAGCCAAGAUGGAGUAUCUCUCUAUUUCGAGGAUGGAAGCAGUGCUCACGGUGAUAUUCUGAUAGGAGCAGAUGGAAUCCGAUCGCGAGUGAGACAGUCAUUCAUUCCUGAGUAUAAGCUUCGCUUCACUGGAAAGGUAUUUAUGAGAUCUACUUUUGAUGCAUCUCUCGUCGAUGGCAACGUGCCCGAUCUACCUGCAGAUUCAAUACAUUGGUGGGGACCAAAGGAUAACUUCUUUGCAUCGCGACUGGGCAAAGGCAAAUAUACCACAGUCGGCGCCUAUGAUGAUCCACACUCGGCUGAAGAGAUCGAGAAACAUAUUUCUUGGGACCAGCCAGGCAACGUGGAUUUCUUGAGGGAAAGAUACAAGGACUGGAAUCCAACAAUCCGAGCUCUCACCCAGCUGACUCCCUACACCCACCUCUAUCCCAAUUUUGCUGGAGACCCCCUUCCAACUUGGGUAUUUGGGUCGCGUGUCACGUUGAUUGGAGAUGCAGCACAUGCUCACGGGGGUGCUUUUGCUGCAGGUGGCUCUUUAGCACUUGAUGAUGCUUUGGCGCUCAGUCUUGCUAUGAAGCAUGUUUUUAGUUCAAGCUCGAUACCGCCAUCAUUCCCGGUUGAUAAGGUUGGCAAGGCGCUCGAGUUAUACAGCAAAACAAGACAACCGCAUACUGCACGACUGCUGCAUAUUAUACACAAUCAGAUCAGCCAAAAGCCUCAAGGAAAUAUGACACCAGAAGAGGAAGAGCACGCUCUCAUAAAGAGAAUGAAGAGCAGACCGAACACGGAGUGGCUAUCGGAGCAUGAUGUGGAAGCUGCAUUUGCUGCCACAGUCGAGCAGCUGGAAGCUGGAGAUGCCGCCAAGGAACCACAAUCCCUGAAAAGUAUCAAAGCAGACAGAAAGAUUGGACAGGACAUGGAGCUCAAAGAGAGUAAAAUGUAG